Messenger RNA from Neocloeon triangulifer, 1777 nucleotides. RefSeq names its product interferon-inducible double-stranded RNA-dependent protein kinase activator A homolog. The record is from RefSeq and is a predicted model, not a curated record. The transcript is spliced from 8 exons. NCBI's taxonomy places the organism in Eukaryota, Metazoa, Arthropoda, Insecta, Ephemeroptera, Baetidae. Bases 182 to 1426 code for a protein of 414 amino acids.
CGUAUCCGAAAAUUUGUGUGCAAAGAAGGAAGAAGGCCGAGCAUAUUGAUUUCGUUCGUCAAAACCUGGAGUAGUGGUAAAUUGCACCCUUUUGCUUCGUAAAAUCCGAAUUCUCAUCUUCCACCCACGUCUGAGCUGCCAGAAAAACUUACCAAUCGAUAAUCUACCGAGUUGGAGAGCUAUGAAACAACAACCGAGAGGCCGAAACAAAGUUGGUCAACAGCAGCAGUUUGUGCAUCCUGUGUCAGUUGUGGACGGAGACGUCGGACAAAUCUACCCUCCGCCAGGAUUAGAGACUUACGCCAUGGCUGCAGGCACUCCACUUCCAAUUAUGGGCAACCCACAGGGCAUGCAUGCGUUAAAUAAUGGAGCACCCAUCACUCCAUAUCAGAACAACCACAUCAUGCAGGACAACCAGCCACCCCAACCGAGACCGGCUCAGAAUGGCGCCAGUGCUCUUCCAUCAAAGACGCCUGUGUCCGUUUUGCAAGAACUGCUUAGUCGACGAGGAACCACUCCGAAGUACGAGCUCGUCCAAAUCGAGGGAGCCAUUCACGAGCCCACUUUCCGCUAUCGAGUCACUGUCGGAGAAGUGAUUGCUGUGGGCACAGGAAGGUCCAAGAAAGAAGCCAAGCAUGCUGCUGCUAAGGCCAUUUUGGACAAAUUGGUGGGUCUGAGUGACAGCGCUCUCCCUGGAGGAGGACCCCCGAGCAACAUCCCUGAUGUGACUAGCCAGAUUGUGUCUCCGUUUGAUGACAAAAUCCCUGGAAACCCAAUCGGCACUCUGCAAGAAAUGUGCAUGUCCCGGCGUUGGCCCCCUCCCGUCUAUGAUCUGAAGUCGGAAAAGGGACUGCCACACGAGCGGCUCUUCACCAUUGCAUGCUGUGUAUUCAAGAACGUUGAAACAGGUACUGGCAAGUCCAAGAAGUUGGCCAAACGUCAGGCAGCUCAUAAGAUGUGGCUGAAACUGAAGGACAUGCCCGUUGAGCAGCCUAAUGCCAGUGUGGGACUGGAGGACGAUGAUGAGAUUGCCCAAAGAUCUUCUUCAGGCUCCCACUUUGCUGAACUAAAAGAUAGUAAAAUUGCCACCUUGACUCCUCCUCAUAGCCAAAAAGUGUCAAUGUUCCACAAAUCGCUGAAAUCAGCUUCAGGCCCUAAGCUUACUGAGCUACAGAACACGUCGCUGGUCAGCGAUUCCAAUUUCAACUACAUCAAGUUUCUGCAGGAAAUUUCUCAUGAACAGCAGUUUGAGGUCACCUUUGUUGAUAUCGAAGAGAAGGCUAAAUCUGGUGCGGUCCAGUGUCUGGUCCAAUUAUCAACUCUGCCCGUGGCAGUUUGCUAUGGAUCUGGACCAACUCCAAAAGAUGCGCAGUCUGCUGCUGCUCGUAAUGCUCUGGAGUAUUUGAAGAUUAUGACAAAGAAAUGAAGAAUUAACUUGCUAUCUACAUUUUAAGGAUGUCAGAGCUAAAAUUGGGCGAUGUUAAAAUUUCAACCUAAUUGGGGUUAGAAAUUUCAUUGCCACAAUCAGGCCAAGUUUCUAACUUUGGCUCAGGCCACUAUUCCGACUCUGAACAGGAAAGAAGAAAAACAAUUUAAAUUUUUGUAGAGUUGGAGAGUGGCCUCUACUGAGUCUACUGUUUUCUACAAACUAUACUUUGCAUGGAAUUAGUGGACUUUUCCCUAUUUGCUGAAACUAAUAUUUUGAGUACACAAGUUUAUUUAACCCGCAGAAGUCAAAUAUUUAACUUGCUGACAAAUAUAUAUAACGCAUCGUGAA